AUGCAAGCUAUGAACUCAUUUCAAAGCACCGGCGAAAAUGGUGCUUCGUCCGGCGAACACAUGAGUCAUUCCCAUUUCGAUCCGUCGUCGUCUCACGACGACUUCCUCCAACAGAUUCUUUCUUCCGUUCCUUCUUCUUCUCCCUGGCCUGAAAUCUCCGGCGACGGUCACCCGUACAAUUUCGACGACCAUCAGUCAACUCUUCUGGUUUCCAAACUCCGGCAGCAUCAGAUCAACGGCGGUAGCUCUGCUGCUGCAGCUGCUAAAGCGUUGAUGCUUCAGCAGCAGCUUUUGCUUUCUAGAGGAAUUGCCGGAAAUGGCGGCUCUGGGAUGAACGGCGAUCAAAACGACGACGGUUUGAAUUCGGGGAAUGAUAUUUCAGUUCAAGCUCUUUACAAUGGAUUCGCUGGAUCUCUUGGUCAAACCUCUAAUCAAUCUCAGCAUUUUCACCAUUCUCAGAGUUUCGGAGCUCCGGCGGCGUCGUUAACGAUGAAUCAAACGCCGGCGGCGAGUGGUUCAGCUGGUGGAGCGCAGCCAAAGCAACAGAAAGUUAGGGCUCGUAGAGGACAAGCAACUGAUCCUCACAGCAUUGCUGAAAGAUUACGGAGAGAGAGAAUUGCAGAGAGAAUGAAGUCUUUGCAGGAGCUGGUACCUAAUGCAAAUAAGACAGACAAGGCUUCAAUGUUAGAUGAGAUCAUCGAUUAUGUCAGGUUCCUCCAGCUCCAAGUCAAAGUUCUGAGUAUGAGCAGAUUGGGUGGUGCUGCAGCUGUUGCUCCCCUAGUUGCUGAUAGAUCCUCUGAGGGAGGAGGUGAUUGUGCACAAGGAAAUGGAGGUCGAGGUGGCAGUAAUGGAACGACGUCGUCUGCAAACAACGACAGCAGCAUGACGAUGACGGAGCACCAGGUAGCUAAGCUAAUGGAAGAAGAUAUGGGAUCAGCCAUGCAGUAUCUUCAAGGAAAAGGCUUAUGCCUUAUGCCAAUUUCCUUAGCCACAGCUAUUUCCACCUCCACGUGUCACUCCAUGAAACCCAACAACCCACUACUACUCGCCGGAGGCUCCGCCAUUAACGGCGUUGGUGAGACCGGCGGUGGACCGUCUUCUCCUACCUUGUCGGCUUCCACUGUUCAGUCAGCUACGAUGGGCAAUGGCGGGACUUGAGUUAGUCCUUCUAACCCAAUGUGACUCACUGUUUUUAUUUAGAAGCAAUUUGAUUUUAUAUUUCUUAUUUCAUACUUCUAUGGAAUUAUUUAUAGUCAUAUUAAUAUUGAUGACUUGUUUUUUUAAAAUAUAACCUUCAAAAGUUUUUUUA
Messenger RNA from Solanum pennellii, 1309 nucleotides. Its product is annotated as transcription factor bHLH66. The transcript is spliced from 7 exons. Gene Ontology annotation, cellular component: nucleus. Lineage: Eukaryota; Viridiplantae; Streptophyta; Magnoliopsida; Solanales; Solanaceae. Gene Ontology annotation, molecular function: DNA-binding transcription factor activity, RNA polymerase II-specific; protein dimerization activity; RNA polymerase II cis-regulatory region sequence-specific DNA binding. Gene Ontology annotation, biological process: regulation of transcription by RNA polymerase II. Bases 1 to 1158 code for a protein of 385 amino acids. The record is from RefSeq and is a predicted model, not a curated record.